Molecule: messenger RNA, 666 nt
Organism: Mollisia scopiformis
Lineage: Eukaryota; Fungi; Ascomycota; Leotiomycetes; Helotiales; Mollisiaceae
Exons: 1
Source: RefSeq, a predicted model, not a curated record
AAGACUUAUUUCCGUAUGCCCGACUUCGAUCACCCGCCCGACGGACUGGUGCAGUUGGGUCAGAUCAUCACUUCACCGAGAAAUCCCUAUCAACGUCUCGCCCCGCCGCUGCCUAUCGAGGUCCGAAGUGUUCAGACAAACAAGAAGACAAAUUACCACGAAGUGGUCGCCCGAGCACAGAAAGGCGAAAUUGGACUAUGGGUCUCGUUUCUGGCCUCGAUUGUUGGUGCUGGAGGCGAUGUUGCUGCGAAAUGGGCCAGGGACAACACUGACUUGUUGGAAUUUCGAGAACUGGAAGCCAGCUUCUUCGAGCCCGAUAACGAGUACCUCCAGAAAAGCGUCGAAAAUUCUCAAAAGAUUAGGGACCAUAUCAAUAAAACCCCAGGAAAGUCUUUGUACAUGGUCACGGGAGUUAAGAUAGCUCACGGUGCGAGGAGCAUUAUUCAAGUUAGAAAUGCUGUGGGCGUGGAUGUGAAGCUGGGUGUUGAUGCUACGCCUUUCACGGGCGUUCCAGUCCAGGGAGGUCCAAGUUUCAAGAUCCAGGAUGCGCACGGCGAGAGGUUCCAAUUUGAAGGGUCCUCCGAUUUUGUCUUUGCAUAUCGACUUUUGAGAAUCAUCCCUAAGCCCAAGGGAGUCUUCAAGAUCAAAAGACACGAGAAAGGUGCU